GUUUUACGCUGAAGUAGGAAUAAGCCUACCGUGAGUUCCUCGAACUACUAAACUUAUUAUGCGUCUGCAAUGAUGCUCCACUUCGAGGCAACUGGAGCGGGUCACCCGCCUGAUGCUCCCUCUACAUUUAACCUUCCUUUGACAACACACUUGCCUAAAGCCAACUUGCUUAAGGCGUUGUCGGUGGUGCCGGCUCCUGGCACAGUCGAAGGUGUGCAGGUCAUCCUUCUCGCGCGCAAUGCGACGGCCUGGUGCCAGCGCGCUAGCGGCGAAUGCGUCAGUCUAUCAAGGGGAGUUGGAGUCUUUGUUGGUGUUGGCGACGAGGUCGUCUUUGGAGACGCUGGAGCUCCCGCACCGCCCGAUGAGCCGGAUGUCGCAUACCUACUGUGCGCUUCUGAAGGAGACGCGCAACUGGGAAUGCAAUCUCUUGCGGCCGCGGGGUUCCAAGCAUCGGAAACAUUUUUAGCGCUCGAUGGACCGCGAGCCAGCUGCCAAGAUGUGGUUCCACCGCCGCCUGCUGGCCACUUAGCUACCGCUGGUCGCCCGCCCGCACUGGCUUCCUCUCAAGACGGCGGCAACCCAGCUCCCUCCCUGCUGCUGACUCACAUCAAAGGGGAGCCGCCGGCCUCCGCAGAAGCCCCUCUCGGCCCCCUGGAGCCCGCCUCCAUGCCUCCCUCAACCUCCUCCCUUCAACAACAACAACAGGAGGGGCAACUCCCCUCAGCAUCCGCAUCCAUUACCCUCCCUCAGCAGCAGGCACAGCCACAGCAUCAGCAUCAGGCCCCAAGUCCCAUUAUUACCCCCGGAGCCCCCGCCGGUGCCCUUCAGACGCCUGUAAUCGCAACUACUGAGGCAGCCGGCCCCUCUCGGCCCGUGGCCUUCGCAGCCCCUCCUCCUCCUGCUGUUGCUGCUCCUGCCGUUGCGGCGGCAGCUCCUGAUACCGAAAUGAUGGCGGUGGAAGGUUUUGAUCACCCACGUGCAGAGGAGAGCCCCAUGGACGCUUCCAUGGUUGAAGCCGUUCAAGCUGAUACCGUACAACAGCCUGAGACAGAUCCAGGAUCCGGAAUCGAAGCGGGUGUCGUACAACCUGCGGAAGAAGCAGCGACCCUGUCUGCAAAGCCCUCGUCCGAUCAUCCCCCUGCGGCCCCAGGAUCGGGCGCCCCCUCAGAAUCCGCUGUCGUACAGCAUGACGACUCGGAUGUCGUACAAGAGCCGCAGCAAGAGCAGCAGGAGGGCCCUGUGCCUCCCAGCCACAAGUCCAAGACCUCCGAUGGUCAGCCGGAUGCCCAGGCGGAGUGCGAGGCGAUCAUUGGCAGCG
This is a messenger RNA of Astrephomene gubernaculifera, 1318 nucleotides long. The record is from the annotation of a GenBank genome assembly. NCBI's taxonomy places the organism in Eukaryota, Viridiplantae, Chlorophyta, Chlorophyceae, Chlamydomonadales, Astrephomenaceae.